UAUACAUACAGUAAUCUGUGGAUAAAAAAGAGAAUAUCAAUAAUCAAUAUUCAAUAGUUAUUUUUAAAUUUUAAUAAAGUUUAAAGCUAUAAAAAACAGGAAUGGCCUUUGGUGAAGUUUGUAGAAUUUGUUUAAGCGUUAAUGUACGAAUGUUUAUACUAACGAAGACUGACCUCCAAAAUUUGUAUAAGACAUUGACGAACAUUUUUAUGGAUGAGAAUGAGGAGCCGAUAAUUGUCUGUUUCAUAUGUCAUGCAAGACUCAUUUGUUGCAGAAGAUUACAACAACAGGCUAUCGAGUCAAAUGCAGUUCUGGAGCAGUUGUUUGCAGGAGGGUCCAUGCCGAUACCAAAACCACAUCAGGCCAGAGAUGAGAUUCAAUUCACACCAAUAUGUCAUAUUGAUAUCAGGCCAGUAGAGACAGAUGAUAUAGAAAGUGAUUGUAAGGACGAAAUAUUUAGCCUGGAUAUCAUUAAAGUUGAGGAAGAGUAUAUCGAAAAUGGGAAUUCCAAAUUUGAAGAAAAUGGGAAUCAAGAAACAGAUUCAAACAUCAAACCGACAAAUAAUUUCACAAACUCGUCUGAGAGAACUAUUAAAUCAAAGUCUGAUACAGAUUGUAACAUAAACGAUGUUCGUAAAGGAAACCUCGAUUUUGGAAGCCCUACUAUUGAUUCAAACCCUAAAGUGGAAAAAGAUAAUCAAUCAAUUAAUAAAAAAGGAAAGCAUCCUGCAAAGAUUAUGAAAAAGAAAAUUUUGAAACACAAUAGUGUCAAUAAUUUACUUACGAAAAAAACAAGUCGUCAUUGUAGCAAAAAUAUUUCAACGAAAGAAAUUCUCGCCAAACACAUUUCAUACAGUCAUGACACGCAAAAGAACUCUGACACCAUUGCAGUUCGUACACAAGUUGAACAAACUCCAGUACCACAAUUAACGGAAAUAUUUAAAUGUGAUAUUUGCGAAUUUAAAACAUCUCAAAAGCGUUGCAUUUUGGCACACUUUAAAGUUCACGCCGCUAAAAAUGUGUACUGUUGUAAUAAUUGUGAUUAUAAAAGUACAAAAAAAAGCAAUUUGAUAUACCAUAUAAAAAUACACACAGGAGAAAAAUCUUUUUCGUGUAAUAUUUGCGAAUAUAAAUCAAUUCGAAAAGGUAAUUUGCAAACACAUAUGAGAAUACACACGGGAGAAAAAUAUUUUUCAUGUAGUGUUUGCAAAUAUAAAUGUAUUCAAAAAAAUAAUUUGCAAUCACAUAUGAGAAUACACACCGGAGAAAAACCUUUUUCAUGUAACAUCUGUGAAUAUAAAUGUAUUACAAAAAGUGAUUUAAAAAGACAUAUCAAAAUACAUACCGGAGAAAAACCUUUUUCAUGUAAUAUUUGUCAAUAUAAAUGUAUUACAAAAAGUGGUUUGCAAAUGCAUAUAAAAAUACAUACCGGAGAAAAACCUUUUUCGUGUAAUAUCUGUGAUUAUAAAUGUAUUACAAAAGGUAAUUUGCAAACACAUAUAAAAAUACACACUGAACAAAAACUUUUUUCAUGUAAUAUUUGUCAAUAUAAAUGUAUUACAAAAAGUAUUUUGCAAAGGCACCUCAAAAUACACACUGGAGCAAAACCUUUUUCGUGAGAUAUCUGGUAAAAUAUGUACAAUAUUAUGUAAAUGUGUUUUAUAUAAAUAUAAAAGUAUACUUGUU
Messenger RNA from Parnassius mnemosyne (clouded apollo), 1686 nucleotides. The record is from the annotation of a GenBank genome assembly. Lineage: Eukaryota; Metazoa; Arthropoda; Insecta; Lepidoptera; Papilionidae.